AUGACAACCUUGAACGGGACGCAAUCCUCCACUACUACCAAAGAGCCCGUUGCCCCGGUUGCAAUGGACCAACCCGACGGUGGAAAGCUUGAGGUCAAGUAUCUCUACCGGAAACUAAAGAAUGGCGAAUCCAAGAUCACGGAAAGUAUCAAGGAGGCGGAAGAGGAGCAUGUGGACGAGGACGACUUUGUCUCCUAUCCCUUGCAGCUCGAGAGUUACAAAAACAGCAUGGCACAGGACAGCGAGCCAGCUCGUCAUCUCGACAUGCUCAUCCGGUACUUGGGCGCAGAACCGGCCCUGAAGAAGUCUGUCGAGCUCAUAGGCCAUAAGUUGAUCACAUUUGAUCUUCUUUGGGCCGCGUUCAAGCCAGGGUCUUAUGUUUUGACCGAAAAAUAUGGUCAACCCUGCCUCUAUUGGCUGCAAAGCACGUCUAAGAGGUCGAGUUUCUUUGGAGGCAGCCGCUCACUCCAACUUGAGUGUCUACAUAUCGACAACGAUGGGAUUACGACAGGGAGAAAGCUCGAUUUUCUCUCAAUUUCCGAGGAUGAGUUUCCCCAGGGUGGUCGUGCUGAGAUCACAAGCCUCUCGGCAUUCCCUAUCGACCAACUCCAAGACCGAGGAACAGAUGUAAAGAAUAUGCUGUCAGAACGAGGCAAGUGGUUUUACGAUUUGAUGAAAAGUGGCCCUGCUUUUCGCCAAUACCAGGGUUUGUGCCUUCAUUACAUUGGAAAGGAGGAUAAAUGGGAGCCUUUCUCUAUAGCAGGACGGGUCAUGAUUGAUACCAAGGCCUUCUUAGAAGAGAACCCGAGAGAAGAGAAGCGGGUCAACCCUUGGCCAGGCCCAAAGGACACUUCCGACAAGACAACAGCCCGCCCAGAGGACACCAGGAUGCUCUGUCCUCCAUAUGUUCAUGGCUUUUAUCUUGGAACGCGUACCUGGUGUCGCUUCUUUCUUGACAAGAAGGCGCUCAUGGGUAUUACAUGGGAGCUGAACAUGUGGAAGGAUCUCAUAUUACCAGAUUCACAAAAGAAACUCGUCCGCUCUAUGAUUAUGAGGCAUUUCUUCCCUACUGAUGCUAAGCUCCGCGACGAGGAUGCUCUCAAGGGGAAAGGCUUGGUGAUCAUGUCUCAUGGUCCUCCGGGGACUGGAAAGACGUUGACGGCUGUGUUUCUGAGGCAAUUGGAAUACUCCCAGGGUAUCAUCUUCCUCACUUCGAAUCGAGCGAAAAUGUUCGACGCAGCCAUCAAGUCACGCGUUCAUCUGACACUCUCUUACGGACUUCCCACCAUCGAGACACGCCGGCGACUCUGGGACCAAAUUCUCGGCAAAGUCCCACCAGAAAACAGGGGCUUCGAGAAAGCAGCGGCCCUGAGCCUCUUCUCCAAGCACGCGCUGAACGGCCGCGAGAUUUCGAACCUGGUCAACUCAGCGCAAACCCUAGCACGCUCCACGGACGCCAAAGCGGCAGGUGAUGGGGCUGACGCACCCGACUGGAAGUUGACGCAGGACCAUCUACAGGAAGUGCUCAAGAUCUGGGAGGCUUCCAACCCGCCACGGGAAAAAGGGAUGGCAAAGGCGACUCUUAAGCUCGUGAUGGAUCUAACCGUGCCCGCGCUGACUCUUUUCGUCUUGCUGGGCCUUGCUGUCAUUGUCUCAUUUCAUGGAUACCAGGUGGCUGUUAAGCGGAGGGAUAUUCUUAUUUUCAUCGUCUUCGUCCACGGCCUAACGGGCAACCGCGAGGAUACGUGGACGCACAAGUACGGUGUGUUUUGGCCGCGGGACCUCCUCGCAAAAGACAUACCCAAUGCACGUAUCUGGAGUUGGGGCUAUGACGCCGACAUCUUCCACUUCUUCCACAAGCGCUCCAAGACCGACCUCAAUACACACUCCAACCAGCUGUGCACCGAUGUGGCUGCGAAGAGGACCCAAAAGCCCGACAGACCCAUCAUUUUCAUUGCCCACAGCCUCGGGGGCCUAGUUUGCGAGAAUGCCAUCAUUCUCGCCAAAGUCAACGCCGAACCGCACAUCAAGCAGGUGGGCUCCUGCACCCGCGGCAUCAUCUUCCUCGGCACGCCGCUUCAGGGCAGCCCCAUGACCAAAUGGGGCGAGAUCGGACAGCGGUUCGCGCGGCUCGCCGGCCAGGAUAAGAACAAGGAGCUCCUCGCGGAGCUCAAGCAGGAAUCGCCGCGGCUCCGGGAGCUGGCCGACGCCUUUUCCAACAUCCUGCGUGACCGGACCAAGGGCGAGGAAACCAUCGACGUCGUCUGCUUCUACGAGCAGUUCGAAACCCCGCCCGUCGGGUUUAUUGUCACCAAGGACUCGGCCACCGUCGGGGGGUACGAAGGCCAGGUCAUCCCCGCCGACCAUACCGACAUGACGCGCUUCGCUGCGGCGUCGGACGCUGGCUACAUUCGGAUCAAGGGGGUUCUCGAGCGCUGGAUCAAGGAGCUUCAGGCGUCGGGCAAGAUUGUGGAUAAAGCGCAACUUUUCUGGGGCGGGUGCGUCUUAGUGAUGUUCGAUAAGAGGUUUAGUGGAGGCUCAUGUGUGGACGCCAGAUUUCUAGAGCUAUCGCUCGCGGCGCAGAAGAGAGUUGAGAAACCAGAAACGCCUGCCACGGCGUCGUCACGCACUAUGGUGUAUAUACAUAGGUACAUGUACGCUUACAUGGUCGGGCGUCACGAUUCCGUUGCGAUGCGAUGCGAUGCGGCUGCGGGUACGGCAGGCAGGCCGGAAGCUCGAAAUGAUGCGCGAAUAGCAAACCUUCCCGACGCCCAUUUCCAGUGGAUCUUUAGCAGGCCUCAGGUGGGCAGUCACUCAGGUAGGGUUGGCUCGGGCUGUCUCGGUCAGAGGCUGUUUGCUGCUGCUGCCUCGGGACCUGCUGCCGUUGUUGUACCUCAACAUCAGACAACCAACAAUAACAACCCAUCCAACCCUCUCAAACGUCAACCUGCUACCCCAACUCAGAAAUGUCUCCAAAAAGAGCCACCACAACCCACUCCCCAACCACUCACCUCCCCCGAGUCCUCCCCAGCAACCAACCCAAGAACCAACCCAACAACCAACCCAACAACCACCCCCCCACACCACCCCCUCCACAUCAUCACCCCACAACCCCCCCACCACCACCCCCACCCCCAUCGCCAACACCCCCCCAAACCCAAACCCAAACCCAAACCCAAACCCAACCCCCCCAAAAAACAACAACAGAUUACCUCCUCUCCUGGACCUCCCCGAACCCGCAAACCGGCACGGCCGCGCCUCAAACCGCCCAUCCCACUGCCCACGCCACAAGCCCUGCGCGCCGCCCUGGCCACGCUGCCGCCUCCCGGGGGGCUGGCGGUGCCGGAGCUGUUUCGCGACGUGGCGGAUGAUCCGGGGAGGCGGGUGGUGGUGCUGCAUGGGCUGGGGAUUGGGAUGGUGGGGGCGGUUGGGGAGGAUGGUGGUGUUGAUUGGGGGGAUGGGGAUGGGGAUAAAAAGGGGGGUGCUGGGAGUGGUGCGGAUGCAGGUGCAGGUGCAGGUGAAGGGGGUGAGGUGGAUGAAGGGGGUGGUGAGGGGGGAGAGUCGGAACGUGGAGACGGAGAGCAAGACGAGCAAGAACGUGGUAGGACUACGCUCGGCGUCGAUCCCCAGUUCGUGGCGUGCCUCGCCCAGAGACGGCCCUACCGGCUCCGUGGCCGCGGCCUGGCGGAGCACGCGGAGAGGAGGCGCAUGUGGAGGGAAUCGAUGCAGGCGAGGCAGGAUCUGGGGAGGUACGAUUUUGGGGGCUACAUUUGGGAGUACCCCGAGGUUGUGGAGGUGGAAGGUGAUUGUUCGGCCCUGAUAGAGCGGGCCGGUGUUGAGAUCCCCGGCGAGCCUGGGAGUGGGUCCGACGGUGAUGCCCUUGGGCGGAGAAGGGACCAGAAAAGAUCGGCAGUCGUGUUUUGCCGGGUAGGGUUGUGGCGGGGGCCCCAUGGGGAGAACUGGAACGCCGACGACCAACUGCCGGGUAUCGUCUCGGAAGUGGUUUAUCGCCACUGGCAAGAGCUCUUUGACUUUCUCGAACCAGAGCCGCGGGCCACGCGCGAAGAAACCGUCGCAUGCUACCGGCGGAUGGUACGCCUGCUGGAGCUCAACGACGAGAAAAGCGACGACAUGAACUGGAAGAGGCUCGUAGACCGGAUCGUAAUACGUCUCAACUGGCUCAAGUCAGCGUCAGACCACUCCCCUGUUCCUCCCUCGACCACUCUUUGGGCAACGCCUCCUGCCAUCACCACUUCGAAACAUGGAACGGCCGCCAGAGACAACAGAGUGAGAAGCUCCUCAGGGCACGGUCAAGCCCCUCAACGGCGGGUCGACGAGAACCAGCGCGCCCUCGACCGCCUCAGUUACCUUGGUGGUAUUCUCAUCCCGCUACCCAUCAUCUCUAGCAUUCUCUCUAUGGGCGACACUUACGGCCCCGACGGCAGCCGAUUCUUCAUCUUCUGGGCCCUCUCGGUGCCCCUGGCAGGGCUCACCGUCCUCCUCAUCUACGCAGACACCAUCCGCAAGGCCGAGGUAUGGGUGGAGAUUGAACCCGGUCUCGUCAUGCCGAACCCGGACGGCAAAGCCACGGGCAGUCGUAGCCAUGACGAGGGUAUGGGUUCCGGGGCCGAGGUGCCGCACAAUAGAAUCUUGAUGGGGCGCAGAAGGAGGACCCACGAAGAUGGAGAGCAACCGUUGCCUGGACUGCCGGAUAGCGUGCCCUUUGUUGUAGACCAUGACGUCGAGGAGAAGAUCAUCGACAUACCAACGGCUUCUGCACCCGCGACGCAGCCUCAGACUGGGCAUGAGGAGGUAGUGGAUCGGGUGCAUCAGCGUCGGUGGAGUAUGGGCUGGCAUCGUGCUGCAGCAGGAGAUUGA
Messenger RNA from Chaetomium globosum CBS 148.51, 4878 nucleotides. RefSeq lists its product as uncharacterized. The transcript is spliced from 14 exons. NCBI's taxonomy places the organism in Eukaryota, Fungi, Ascomycota, Sordariomycetes, Sordariales, Chaetomiaceae. The record is from RefSeq and is a predicted model, not a curated record. Bases 1 to 4878 code for a protein of 1625 amino acids.